This is a messenger RNA of Sebastes umbrosus (honeycomb rockfish), 3095 nucleotides long. RefSeq lists its product as uncharacterized. NCBI's taxonomy places the organism in Eukaryota, Metazoa, Chordata, Actinopteri, Perciformes, Sebastidae. Gene Ontology annotation, biological process: glycerophospholipid biosynthetic process. The coding region runs from base 998 to 2257 and encodes 419 amino acids. Gene Ontology annotation, cellular component: mitochondrion. The record is from RefSeq and is a predicted model, not a curated record. The transcript is spliced from 9 exons.
CGCUUCGUAGUACAGGCCUCUGAUGAGUUCACCUUUAAAGUAGACAGCAUGAGAAUAUGUUCUGCAUCUUGGGUGAUCGGAUCACAAGUGGACAGCUCUAACAUGUUAGUUCACACCUGUGAACUAACAUGUUCGCACCACUUGUGCUCCGAUCUCAUUUCCCCGCUCUAUAUGCAAAUAAACACGUAACCUACAUCAUUUCCGUUCGCGAAGACCAAAUACAUUGUUGUUUUAACUGGCGGGAGACGGCAGUAGUAAUAGCCUAUCCUUCAAAUUCGUGAAUUUAGGUACAUUUUAUGUACCUACAUAGGUACAUUUUAUGUACCUAAAAACAUAAGAUUAUUGUCUACCGGCGGCCCUCGGGGACCACCAGACCAGGCAACAGCAGCUCUGUGCAGCGCACCGCAACAAAAACACUGACACAUUACCGACAGUAUGUUAAUAAUGCACUUCCUGUGCCUAGUCCUAUAGCCUGUACAUAAGAUAUAUAGUAUUUUAAUAAAAUACAGUUGUACCGACAGAAUACAAUAGAACACAGAAGCCGUUUAUUCACAUGAGGAGCACAGUGAGACCCCGUGGAUCCAAUCGUAAGAGCUGUCCACUUGUGAUCGGAUCACCCAGGACGCAUGUUAAUACCAGGUCCUCUGUCUCUCCUAUUUCUGUCUGUCUGUCUGUCCUCUUCAGUUUUGAGCUUCCUCAGAGUGCCUCUGUCUGUCUCAUAAUGUGGUUUCAGUCUGCCAGCUGAUUGGUUGAUUGGUUGCAGCAUUCUGCAGCAUGUGAUUGGCUGAUUAAUGGCUGAACGCUGCAUGUGAUGUCAUGUGAGGAGGAAACUGCCGUCAGCCGCAUUUAAUCAGUGUGUGUGUUUGUGAGUGUGUUUGUGAGUGAGUGAGUGUGUGUGUGUGUGUGUGUUUGUGAGUGUAUGUGUGUGCGUGUGUGUGUGUUUGUGAGUGUGUGUGUGUCCUCUCCCCCUGAGGAUGUCACGGCUCUGUCAGUAUAAAUGAGCAGCAGACAGCUCGUGUCUGACAGACAGACAGGCGUCAUGUGGUGUCGAGGUUUCCUGCAGCAGACGGUCAGAUCCAUGUCGACCAGCCGUCAGGCGGGCGUCCUCUUCGACGUGGACGGCGUCCUGCUUCGCGGCGGCUCGUUGAUUCCGGCAGCUCGUCGAGCUUUCCGAAAGCUUGUGGACCGAAACAACAACUUCCUGUUUCCUGUCAUCUUCGUCACAAAUGCGGGAAGCUGUCAAAGACAGCACAAGGCCCAGCAGCUGUCUCACCUGUUGGAGGUCCAGAUCGCCCCGGAGCAGGUGGUCCUUUCCCACAGUCCUUUGCGAAUGUUGAAGAGUUUUCAUGAUAAAUGUGUGCUGGUGUCUGGACAGGGACCAGUGACAGACAUCGCCAACACUUUGGGUUUCCAGAAGGUCGUGAGCGUCGAGCAGCUCAGAGAACAUUUCCCCCUGCUGGACAUGGUGGACCACAACAGGAGACCCAAGCUAUCUUCGUCUCUUCUGAAGACUCUUCCUAAAAUAGAAGCGAUCAUCCUGUUCGGAGAGCCAAUAAGAUGGGAGACCAACCUGCAGCUACUGAUUGACGUGCUCCUGACCAAUGGGAAUCCAGGUGGCAUGUAUGAUCCUCAGGUGCCGGCCCAGCUGCCGGUUCUUGCCUGUAACAUGGACCUGAUGUGGAUGGCCGAGGCCCCUUCACCACGGUUUGGUCACGGGAUGUUCAUGCUGUGUCUGGAGUCCGUCUACAGGAAGCUGACGGGUCGAGAGCUUCAGUACCAGGCGCUGCUGGGAAAACCCAGUCUGCUGACAUACCAGUAUGCCGAGCACCUGCUGAGACUGCAGAACCAAGACCACAAGCUAACCACUAUCUAUGCCGUAGGUGACAACCUGAUGACGGAUAUCUACGGUGCUAACCUGUACAACCGCUACCUGGGUCAGCAGCAUGCUGCCAUGACGACCACCUCCAAGCUUGUUGCCCAGGGAACGGGGAGUACGGUGACGAUGGCUGUGCCGGAGGAGGAGUUGGUGUCUGCUGCUGCUCAGUGUCGCUCCAUACUGGUGUGCACAGGUGUCUAUAACCCUGGCUCCCCGUUGCCUAGCGACCGGAGCAAUGCCAUCACAGAGACGGUGUUCCACGGUCACAGAGAUCUGGUGCUCGAGCCAGACCUGGUGGAGCCGAAUCACGUGGUGGAGGACGUGGAGGCUGCAGUCGACCUACUGCUGCAGCAGGAGACCUCUGUUGCCUCCAACACCUGACCUCUGACCUCUGGAUGGGCCGCUACUACCUGCAAGAUGAGGGUCACGUGACCUUUGAAGACAUCUUAAAGGAACAGUGUUUCAAAUUUCGGGGAUCUAUUAGCAGAAAUGGAAUAUCAUAUUUCAUAACUGUGUUUUCAUUAGUGUAUAAACCUGAAACUAAGAAAUGUUUGUGUUUGCGUUAGCUUAGAAUAGCCGUUAAUAUCUACAUAGGUAGCGGGUCCUCUGGAGUCCGCCAUGUUGCUCCACCAUGUUUCUACAGUACCACAGUAGCUCUAGUGAGAACCUUUUGCAUUUUAACAUUACCUGAAAGCCAGCGUAGUUCUCCGACACGCUUUUGAAACUGCAGUAGUGUCUGACAUCUGUUGCUCCUAAAGUAGUGUUAUUAUGGUAAGGAUGGCCCCUGAGCGAGGUGAACAGCGUUACUAUGGUUUUGCACCUAGAGGCUCAGGUUACAGCAGUCUUGGAAAGGGAGGAGUGAGCAGAGGGGUUCUCAGUAGGUUGCAAUCUGCAACCACACCACUAGAUGUUGUCAAGUCCUAAACACUGUACCUUUAAGGCAACAGAUAAUUUUCUGUAGGGUUGUUAGCUGGUCCAAAGAACAUAUUGCUAAGACGUGAAAGUCAAUUAUAUGUUCCAUUGCAACACCAGCGGCCAGCAGCAGACCUACGCCUCCGCCAUUUUGGACUGUAAUCAAGUUGACUACCAUAAUGACGCUAGUUAAACGUCCGCCUACAAACAGCCAUACAAAAGUAAAAAAAAUUAUAUCUAUUCUAUUGUCAUAAUUUUAAUGUGUCUGCCGAAAUGGCCUGUGUAAGCAAUACAAACAUUAUAAAUA